Molecule: messenger RNA, 534 nt
Organism: Aspergillus welwitschiae
Lineage: Eukaryota; Fungi; Ascomycota; Eurotiomycetes; Eurotiales; Aspergillaceae
Exons: 1
Coding region: 20-178 (52 amino acids)
Source: RefSeq, a predicted model, not a curated record
CGCCCCCAUUUUCUGGUAGAUGGGGAUGGAUCGGAUGGAUACGUAUCGGAUCUGGGCGGCAUUUUGGUUAGGUGUUGGGGUCGGAUCGUGGCGGAUCUGGAUCUACGGAGUAAGUACGUACUUGUGGUUGCUUGUUUGUUGGUAUGGGAUGGGAGCGGAAUCUGUACAGUCGUUGUAGGUGUAGGUAUAUAUUGCGUGUUAAUAAACUGGAAAAGGAUUGUCAGUGGUAAUAGGUAUUUCCGGGAUUGAAGGGUUUCCGGGGAAAGAAAGAAAAGAAAGAAGGUCGCUUCCUCUUCCCCAUGUCGGUCCGUAGGGUUGUGGUUGUGUCUGUGUCGCGUGUCGCGUGUCCUGGGCGAAGGGGGUAGUGGGGUUCUACGUCACUCGAUGCGAUGGUAGCAAAUGCCGGUUAGAUUUUCUGUUCUUUAGUCUGGAGUAGUCGAGACGCGAUGCAGUAUCUAGUAGACUUGACGGGCUGGAGUGGGGGUGUUGUGGUAAGUAGUCCGGGUGUAUGGGGUGAUAAGUAUUUAGACGACG